AAACACUCGGUAUCUCGCUCACAUGCACACUUAUGGAUAUAGUUAUUCGGCCAGGUCAACUGUCGGAGGUUGCACUUCCGGUGCUUCUGGCAGCCGGCUCAACUUCUGGACGAACAUUCUGGCCAGCACGUUGGGGGACUUGAAGGCAGAGCUGCAAGCACCGGAGGCAUGCUGUCAGAUCGCUCCCAUCGAUUGCCAUUCUGCGUUCUACGGAAUUUUAGUCAAUUGUCAAUUAUAGCUAGACUCCAACAAAUCUCCUCCGAUUAGCGCAAUGGCGCUUCUCUCCUUUUCUUUUCCUCUUAUUUUCUUUUCUUUCUCUUGGCCUGAAGGCUAACAGACCUUGAGGCGAAGCUUCAGCCGACAAUCAAGCGACCCAUCAGCCGACGAACUGCUGUGUCUCAAAUUCCAUGUGAGCAUGUGAGGUCAACGACACCCCUAAAUACGAAUGUAGCUGCAUGUGCGGGGAGUGCGAGGCUCGAACACAAGCUAUGGCGGGACUGGAAUUGAGACGUCGAUUUCCAUGCUGAUCUCACGAUUUAUACUAUAAAAUUUUAGAUUCAGGGACAACAUCAAUUUCGCCGUUCUUUCUUCCACCGUCUGUGCUUGAUGCAGGUCCAAGCCUCAACCAUUGCCCAGUACAAGCUUCCACAACCGGGCUUGGAAUUCCCGUCAUAACGAGAAAUAACGUGGAGGCUACGUGAGCCAAUUCCCGCAGCUCAAGAUGAAUCCCAUGAAACAAAGUCCCAUUUCCAGAUUCUGGCGAUUGCGGAGAGUGUUCUCGAUGCCGAAAAUUUUUCACAAGACUGCCACUCCUCCUUCCUCCCGCAGCCGGAGACAAGUAGGCAAAAUGUUGAGCAGCAGAUUCAAACGGGCAUUGUCAUGGAGUACCAGCAGAAGUUCCAGGAUCCCUGGAGGUACUCGUCCAUAUCCUGCUACGAGUGCUAUAUCGGCCGACAUAAGCCGAAGAAGCAGCUCCUCGUAUGUUGCAGACUUGACGAGUCUACCUCGCGUUAGCACCGGUACCCAUCAUUGCUCCAAGAGCUCGUCUACUGGGAAAUAUGACAAGAGUGCUCUCUCUCGAACACGAAGUCUUCCGGAAUGGAAGACCCGGGGCGCCGAUUUGCAAGUAACACCUUCCAGUGGACCUCUGAGGUACAAUUUCUGGCCACUCUCUCCCAGGUAGUGGGAGAGAGAGAAAGAUCGCUGAGAAGGCGCAAUUGCUCUAAACAUCGCAGGACAUUCGUCGUCAUCAACAAGAAUAUGGAGAAGGAGCUGUCUGUAUAUACCACUAUGAGUUCAUGCUGGAGAAAUGGGCUAACUUGCCCCUGUCACCGAGUGCCAUUCUGAGAACUUUUCCGCCAAGAAUCCAGGUUGCAGACAAUCAGUCCCAGCAAGCUCUCGAGCUGCCUCGAGUACAAAUCUACUACGCUUGAGCGAGAGCCCUUUCUGGAUGCUGUUGUUACUAGAAAUGCGUCAUGUUUGGCUUGCAGUAGGCCGAGAGUUGGUCGCUCUCUGGAAGCCUGAAUAAGGUUUGAUUUAAACUUGGCGCAUAUGUUUAACACGGUUUGGCAGAUUUACCGUCCUAGAGGGGGAUUUAAAUGAACCUAGAUAAAACAAGUCCUCAGAAUCGCACCAUUCAACUUUGUACACAUUCAAUUUUGAGUGUCCAGCUUUGAUGUCUUCCAAAGUUAAGGCCGACGUGAGAAAUCCAUGACAAUCAUAUGGAUCAACAUUCUGCACUUCGCUAAGCGAAAAGUCAAGCUUUGUAAGGACAUGUAAUUCUUGA
This is a messenger RNA of Marchantia polymorpha subsp. ruderalis, 1786 nucleotides long. NCBI's taxonomy places the organism in Eukaryota, Viridiplantae, Streptophyta, Marchantiopsida, Marchantiales, Marchantiaceae. The record is from the annotation of a GenBank genome assembly.